AUGCCCAUCAAUGUUGAUGAUGUGAUGCAACUGUUCUGCCAUCUCUCUCAGGAGAAGGGGAUGAAAGCUGCUGUCAAACACUCUGGUCGAGGAGCACUGCUGGCGGGUGCAACAGCAUUCAUUGGGGGUCUAGUGGGAGGUCCGCCUGGAAUCGCUGUAGGAGGAGCAUUUGGUGGAUUGCUUGGUGCCUGGAUGACAAGUGGACAGUUCAGGCCGGUCCCUCAGAUUUUACUGGAAUUGCCUCCUGCUGAGCAGCAGAAACUCUAUGAUGAAGCCAUUGUUAUUCUCAGGCGCUUAGACUGGACUGAUAUUGCUCAGCUGACUGCUCUUGUAAUGGGAAAUGCUAGUCUCCAGCAGAAGUUGACAGCAGUGCUAAUAAAUUACCUCUCCAAAGAGCUAAGAGCAGAGAUACAAUAUGGAGAAUAA
Leptosomus discolor (cuckoo roller) is the source of this 426-nucleotide messenger RNA. RefSeq names its product chromosome 8 C19orf12 homolog (gene C8H19orf12). NCBI's taxonomy places the organism in Eukaryota, Metazoa, Chordata, Aves, Leptosomiformes, Leptosomidae. The record is from RefSeq and is a predicted model, not a curated record.